AUGUUUUUCUCAGGUUAUCCCAGGAUUGUAGGCAUGAAAUAUUUCCCAAAUGUAACUACUGUCAUUCUCAUUGGACAAAGUAUUCAAAAGAUUUCAGACCUAGAUUACUGCCUGUUGCUGAAAGACCUGUGGAUUGCUGAAUGCUGUUUAGUGAAAAUAGAUGGUCUACAAAAAUGUGUAAAUUUGCAAAAGCUUUAUCCUUAUUGCAAUGAAAUUUCCAGAAUUGAAAAUUGGGAAGCCCUAACAAAGCUGAAUCUGGAACGUGAAUUGGCCACACUGCAAAUGUUGGGUAAAACAUCACGUAAUAAAUCUCUAAGGAGUAAGAAUCUGGAAACUGAAAAUUCAGUUCAUGAUAAUGAAGAUACAGAAAAAACAUGUCUUGAAAAGUCAUUCUUACAAAAAUAAAAUGCACUGGAGGAAAGAAUAACAUUCCGGAACAGAAAACUGAAUGAAAUUUAAAAAGAUUUCCAAGUGGAAAUGAAGAAGAGUUUUAAUUUGGUAGUACAAUUUUUGUUGAUGGAAUUGGAAACAGUGGGAAACAUUCACUUUGAAGAAGGUUUAUCAAAUAAUCCAUGGUUUAGUUCUUGUUGUUACAUAAUUCAAUCAUGAUUCUGUACCUGGGACUUCAGAGCAUACAGUAUCAUGGGAAUGAAAAUAAAUCACAUCUUUAGAGUGCAUAAUCAAAUUCUGAGGCUGAAAUUUAAGGAGAAAUUUCAAAUAUUUCUAAUCAACCUCCAAGAAAAGAUGGAAUCUCUCUCUUAUGUAUGCAGCCCUGAAUUGCCAGUUAAGGAAAAGCAGCUGCUACAAAUGCUGGAGGAUAGUUUCCAGGGUCUGGAAGUGGAUAGAGUCAGUCUGACGAAAAAAAAAGCUUUUCUUCUCCGUAACAGUCUAAGCAUAUGUGAAUGUCCAAGAACAGAGUUUCUGAAACAAUGGAAAGUGAUAAUUGCAAAAGUUUUCCUUGGCCGCAGUGCUCCAGCUUGCAAUGAUCCCAUCUAUCAAGUCAACUACGCAGAAGCUAAUUCAGUGUUCAGGCCAUGGAAAUGCCUAGAAAGUGAUGCAUCUACUUCUGGCAAUGAAAUGUGGGCUUCCUUGGAACAGAGGAAUUGUGACUGCAGCCAUUGGCAUUGCGAGUGGUUUGUGUUUGACCAUGAGCUGGUCCUGCCAGAAUACAUUGCUGAGUUUGAGUACAUUACACCGUGUCUGUUUUCUACGUGCAAUAUAAUUGUGGAAGAGGGAAAGAGAAGCAUAGAAAGAUUUAUUCUGUCUCAUGAUUUGCAACGUGAUGAUGAAGUUUUGAACAUGGAACCGACAGUAAAGGUCAGGCCUCAGAUUGCUUGCUUAAAUGAAAAUAACACAAUAUUUUCAGUGGCUAAGGCCAAUAUUUAUGCUAGGUUAACAGUUUUGAAUUUGAAUGGGAACAGGCUGAGCAUGCUGCAGGACAUCUCUAGACUUAAAAACCUUCAAAAGCUUAUCAUUAGCUUUAAUGAAUUUACUUCCUUAAAUAAUAUUUAUGACCUGCCGAACAGGGAAUAUUUUGAUGUGAGCCACAACCAUGUGAUCACUUCUGAGGGCAUUAGAGGCUUAAGCAAACUGCAGUUCUUCAAGCUGAGCUGGAACCAGCUGAAAAAGUCCAGGGAAGAUAUAAACAUCUUACAGAAACACACUCCCAACUUACUCAGUCUUGACAUCACACACAACCCAUGGCAUAAGCCAGCCUCAUUUCAGCUGAGUGUCACUGGCCAAUUAAAGGCUCUCACUAACUCAGAUGGAGUCCUGAUUUCUAAUGAAGAAGUUGCAGAAGCAUUACAACAUAUUGCAGGAUCAAAGAUGACCCAGGUUUGAUGUUCUAUCGCUGUCUUAAAUCUGGAUCACCUGCUCUUCAAAAUUUCCAACUUGGAAAAAUUGGAGAAUUUAAGAUGGGUGUCAUUUAGCAACAACAAUCUCACACAAAUAGAAGGAAUAGAGUCUUGUCUUAACCUCGAAGAACUCACUUUAGAUGAAAACUACAUUUCAACACCAAAUGGAAUUUCAAAGCUCACCAAACUUACAAGACAUAGUGUAAACAAUAGCCAUCUUAUCAGCCUCAAAAGACGUGUGUUUGAAAAUCUGUCUUAUCCUCAUUACAUUUCCAUUGUGAACAGCAGAAUCACAUCUUUAGUUGGUUUGAAGAAAACUUACUCCCUAGAGUUAUACAUAAGUAAUAACUUUGUCUAUACCAACCCUGAGAUACAUCAUUUAAAGGGUUUAACUAAUCUGAUAAUUUUGGACAUGAGUAGAAAUUUAAUAGUCUGGAAACAAGAUCACUACCAACUAUUUGUAUUAUUCCAUCUUCCCUCUCUCAAAGCCUUAGAUGGCAUUGCAGUAGAACCAACAGAAGGAGGAAGUGCAAAAGAUUUGUUUGGAGGCAAACUCACCUCUGACAUGAUUGCAGAUAGACUGGGACAUUCAGACUUCACAGAAAUGCAAAAUAUUCGUUUCAGAACAAAUUCGGCCAAAAGCUGUAGAGCUGGUGUAGCAGACCAGUUUAGAAAUGUCUGCAGCGCAAAUUUACAGAACAAUAAUCUCAUGUCUUUCAGUGGUUUAAUCUUCCUUCCUAAUACCAAGGUCACUGAAACUUGGCUGAUGGAUGCAGAAUUUGGAGAAAACCUGCCCCUCAUAAUGCAGAGUUUGGAAGAUUUUCAUCUGGGCUAUAAUGGAAUUACUAACAUGGCCCGGCUACAGCUUAGCAAGCUAAAAAACUUGAAACUUCUGUUUUUGCAGAGAAACUACAUCAGCCAAAUUGAAGGACUUGAAGGUGUCCAAUUUCUGCAGGAGUUGGUAUUGGACCAUAACUGCAUUACAAUGAUUUCACAAGGUUUCCUUGCUAGUCAGAAUGGUCUUUUGACUCUUCAUCUGGAGCAAAACCAAAUACAAGAACUGAACAGUUUACAACCUUUGGUAAAAUCACAGAAACUCUUUCUGGACUUCAACAGAAUUCAAAUACGAUCUGAACUAGAAAAACUUCAAGUUAUUCCCAGUCUUAAGGUGCUCUCAAAACACAGAAAUCCAGGUUCUCUCAAGAAGAACUACUGUUCAUUGCUUGUGUUUCGACUGCCAGUAAAUGCAGAAGAGAGGAUGAGAGCUGACUACCAGCCCCUGGAACAAAUAAGUCUAAGAACCCAGGAACUACAACAAAUAAUCUUUGAAGCAUCCAUGCAGAAAGAGCUCUUAGACAACUUGCAUCAUGUUGCACCUAAAGGUCGCUGCCCUGCUAGCAGUCAGGUUUGUUCAUUGCAGGAGAGCCAGAGGGACCUGAACAAGGACACAGCGGUGUCAGGGAAAACAGUUUGUACCUCUAAGGUGAGCCCAAAGGAGAGAGCAGCACACGUGGAGCGGAUGCAGGCAGAGGAACAACACAAAACGGAUGAGAGCCCCUUAGGAGUGAACUGGUUGUAA
Messenger RNA from Gymnogyps californianus (California condor), 3435 nucleotides. It is a transcript of the gene LRRC9, whose product is annotated as leucine rich repeat containing 9. Gene Ontology annotation, molecular function: protein binding. NCBI's taxonomy places the organism in Eukaryota, Metazoa, Chordata, Aves, Accipitriformes, Cathartidae. The record is from RefSeq and is a predicted model, not a curated record.